UAUUUGGAAAUAUUGUUGGCACAAGGAAAGGAUACGACCCUCUCCAUGAAAUCUACUACGCCUCUGACUGCCAACAAUAUUGUAGAAAAAUCUCUUUCGAAGUAAAUUCCAAAUUUUUUUUCCCAUUUAGUAUAAGACUUUAUCUCGUUUAAUUUUGACCUCAAAAUUUGGAAAGGAAGGACGAAGUUUGGAAAUGGAGCUUACUGGAUGGGUGAAAAAUUACGAGUGGGGCCGCAGGGGUAUUAGUUCGGCGGUAGCCCAACUGGCCAUGGCCAAUGAUCCUGAUUUUACGCUGGACGAUGAGGAGACCUACGCGGAAAUGUGGAUGGGUACCCACAUCUGCGGCGUUUCAGUGGUGAAAGAAACGGGCGAGACGCUAGACCGUGUCCUGAAAAGCGACCUCCCGUAUCUGUUCAAAGUGCUGAGUAUCAACAAAGCCCUUAGCAUUCAAGUGCAUCCGAACAAAUGCGAAGCCGAGCGAUUGCACCAGGAACGCCCGGAGAUCUACAAAGAUCCCAACCACAAACCAGAAUUGGCCAUUGCUUUAACUCCGUUCAAGGCUUUGUGCGGUUUUAUGCCGCCGGAGGAUAUUAGGGACUACGUCGACGAGUUCCAGCCCCUCAGCCAGCUAUUAGGCAAGGAGGCAGUGGAUCAGUUGCACGAGUCACCGAAUGCCGAAAGCGUAAAGGUGUGCUACGAGCAACUGAUGAAGAGUGACGCAUCGGAGAUUUCCAAGUGCAUCGCGGACAUAGCUAAGAACUAUCAGAAAGAACUCAAGUUUAAUGAGCUGCUUGACGUGUUUAACAGCGUCAACGCAGACUUCCCUGGCGACGUGGGCGUGCUAUCACUGUUUUUCCUAAAUCUGCUCCACCUACAACCCGGUGAGGCUAUUUACUUGGGUGCCAACGAGAUCCAUGCCUAUCUGGACGGCGACUGUGUAGAGUGCAUGGCAUGCUCGGACAAUGUUAUCCGUGCGGGUUUGACACCCAAGUACAAGGAUGUUGAACAGCUGCUGGAUUCUGUUAACUUUGUUGGAGUGCACCCAGACCUAAAGAAGUUCAUGCCAUUUCGUGUAGAUGAACAGGUCCAGGUGUACAUUCCACCAGUGUCGGACUUUGCUGUGAUUUCCCUUAAAAUCCAACACAGCCUGAAAACGUACAAGCUGCAAAUCCAGCCGUACGGAUCCAUUUUAAUAGUCCUGAAUGGAGUUCGUACUUUGAGGCUGAAAACUCAAGCAGGACCCAAGGAAAUCGUGGUCUCGCGUGGCAGCAUUGUGUACAUUCCUGUGGAAUCGGCACCUGAAGUAGAGUUCGCAAAAGCCGAAGACUGCGACGAGGACUUUACGGGAUACAUAGCUUCCUUCAACUACUUUCGAGUGGCCUAGCAUUGUCAGUCAAUGAUAAUAUUUUGUUUAGUGCAAUAAAUCCAGAAAUGCGAUA
Drosophila ananassae is the source of this 1439-nucleotide messenger RNA. It is a transcript of the gene Mpi, whose product is annotated as mannose-6-phosphate isomerase. NCBI's taxonomy places the organism in Eukaryota, Metazoa, Arthropoda, Insecta, Diptera, Drosophilidae. The transcript is spliced from 3 exons. Gene Ontology annotation, biological process: GDP-mannose biosynthetic process; carbohydrate metabolic process. Gene Ontology annotation, molecular function: zinc ion binding; mannose-6-phosphate isomerase activity. The record is from RefSeq and is a predicted model, not a curated record. The coding region runs from base 194 to 1384 and encodes 396 amino acids. Gene Ontology annotation, cellular component: cytosol.